Molecule: messenger RNA, 1561 nt
Organism: Spea bombifrons (plains spadefoot toad)
Lineage: Eukaryota; Metazoa; Chordata; Amphibia; Anura; Pelobatidae
Gene: SGPP2
Product: sphingosine-1-phosphate phosphatase 2
Exons: 5
Coding region: 51-1259 (402 amino acids)
Biological process (GO): sphingosine metabolic process; phospholipid dephosphorylation
Cellular component (GO): endoplasmic reticulum membrane
Molecular function (GO): sphingosine-1-phosphate phosphatase activity
Source: RefSeq, a predicted model, not a curated record
GGCUGGGGUUUCUUCCCUUUUUACCUUCCUGUCCCAAUUCUUUCACUGAGAUGAUGAUCCAGUGGCUGAAAGCUCUGCAGGACCCACAGCUGGUGGCCCAAUUUCAGAGGUCCUGUGGGCUAACCCUUCAGUCAGAGAAAGAGACUAAUGGGAUACCUGGAGGGCAUAGUCCAUCCUGGACAUUCCAUGGAGGUGAGGGCAGAACCGCGGGGGGCAAGGGAGUUCCUCAGGAAAAUGGAAUCAAUGGUUACAGCAAUGGGUCAUGCGCUAAUGGAUCCCACACCAAGGAACAUGUCAGGAAAUAUUUGGUACAGAACUAUUUACUGUAUUACCUCUUCCGAUUCGCUGCAGCUUUGGGCCAGGAGGUGUUUUAUAUUACUUUCUUACCGUACACACUCUGGAAUAUCGAUUCUUUCAUUGCCCGCCGGCUGAUCAUCGUCUGGGCAAUUGUUAUGUACAUAGGUCAAGCAUCUAAGGACCUUCUUAAGUGGCCGCGCCCCACUUGUCCACCAGUGGUGAAGCUGGAGACCAGAGUAGAUGCUGAGUACGGCAUGCCAUCCACCCAUGCAAUUGCUGCCACUGCAAUCUCUUUUACCUUUCUUUUGGCAUCUAUGAACAGAUACCAGUAUCCGUUCAUACUGGGGCUGGCAGCAGCGCUAUGUCUGUCCACCAUGGUGUCCCUCAGCCGGCUGUACACGGGAAUGCACACAGUUCUGGACGUUAUUUGUGGAGCUUUGAUCGCCCUGUUGUUUUUGGCCGUGACGUUUCCUAUGUGGGAUUUUAUAGAUGAGCUGCUUCUGAACAAUCCCCUCUGUCCAGUAUUUGCAGUUAUUGUUGGCUACCUGUUAAGUUAUAAUUACCCAAAGAUGGAUCACUACAGCACUACCCGGGCAGACACCACAACCAUCCUGGCAGGCGGAGCAGGAACCUGCGUCGGUAUCUGGCUGACGCAUCGCUUCGGACUGACCUACAAUCCCUCAAUCAGUUUUCCACUAAGCAUCCCUCCCAUCACGCUUAAUAUGUUACUACUUCAAUUAACACGGUUUGCUUUGGGUUUACUUCUCAUCCUUGUAACAAGACAUGUGGCAAAAACACUGUCUCUCAAAAUUCUUGGCGCAUGGCACAAUCUUCCAACGCAGGAUCGGUUGGUCAGACAAAGACUGGAGAUUGAAGUGCCCUACAAAUACUUCACCUACACUUCCAUUGGUGUUGUCACCACCGCAAUGGUUCCCUGGUUGUGUCACCAACUGUCCAUAUAAUUGCUUUCAACUUGUUAUGAAAUUCCAUGAGCGUGAGAUCGGCGACAGAACACGAUAUAAAAACUCUGCACUGAUAUUACGAGACUUUAAUAUUUACUGUUCCAGAAGCACAGCCUAGGAAAUCCAAAGCAAAAAUAAAUUUGGUGACCCUGACGCUUAAAUAUGUUUACUCAGUAAUUGCUCUGUUUCAGCGUCUGUAAAGCUUUAAACCUCAUAUUGCUGCCCUGUGAGUAUAGAAGGUCCUUAAAGUGCAAGGGCUUUGAUUUACGUACGCAUUCCCAAAACAUGAAGUCUGAGAAGGG